This is a messenger RNA of Seriola dumerili (greater amberjack), 457 nucleotides long. RefSeq names its product retinal cone rhodopsin-sensitive cGMP 3',5'-cyclic phosphodiesterase subunit gamma-like (gene pde6hb). The transcript is spliced from 3 exons. NCBI's taxonomy places the organism in Eukaryota, Metazoa, Chordata, Actinopteri, Carangiformes, Carangidae. Gene Ontology annotation, biological process: positive regulation of epidermal growth factor receptor signaling pathway; positive regulation of G protein-coupled receptor signaling pathway; visual perception. Bases 82 to 342 code for a protein of 86 amino acids. Gene Ontology annotation, cellular component: photoreceptor outer segment membrane. The record is from RefSeq and is a predicted model, not a curated record. Gene Ontology annotation, molecular function: 3',5'-cyclic-nucleotide phosphodiesterase activity; cGMP binding.
AGGAGAAGAAAGAAGCAGCUCUGAGCUGAGAUCGGCAGCGGCCUCUUGGGAUAUCUGUCAGUGCAGAGACCCUCAUCAGAAAUGAACGCCAGCCCCCCUGCAGGAAGCGCCCUGGCCCCCGGUGGAGCCACUGGCCCCACUACACCCAAGAAGGGACCACCCAAGUUCAAGCAGAGGCAGACUCGUACAUUCAAGAGCAAAGCCCCCAAGCCAGGCCAGAAGGGCUUUGGUGACGAUAUCCCUGGCAUGGAGGGACUUGGCACGGACAUCACAGUGGUGUGCCCAUGGGAAGCCUUCGGCGACAUGGAGCUCAGCGACUUGGCCAAAUACGGGAUCAUUUAAACCUGCUGCCUUCCUUUCCUGCCUGCACCUCUCCUCCGUCUAAUCCUCUCUGCCUCCCUGCCUUCUCUCCAUCUCGGCUCGGCACGUCAAGAUAAAGGCUGCCGGCAACCCCCCC